This is a messenger RNA of Episyrphus balteatus (marmalade hoverfly), 3663 nucleotides long. RefSeq names its product kinesin-like protein KIF14 (gene neb). Gene Ontology annotation, biological process: microtubule-based movement. The transcript is spliced from 5 exons. NCBI's taxonomy places the organism in Eukaryota, Metazoa, Arthropoda, Insecta, Diptera, Syrphidae. Gene Ontology annotation, molecular function: microtubule binding; ATP binding; microtubule motor activity. The coding region runs from base 154 to 3516 and encodes 1120 amino acids. Gene Ontology annotation, cellular component: kinesin complex; microtubule. The record is from RefSeq and is a predicted model, not a curated record.
AUGCAACCGCCUGCAUUUUCAAUUCAAACGUAAAAUUAAAAAAAUAACAAACGGACGUGAUUGAUUUAUUUAUUUUUCAUUCUCAUUUUAAUGUUAUUAAUUCCCUGACAAAAAAAAACUCUAUUUCAUAUUUUAUUGUUUGCUAACAACAAAAUGUCUUCAAAAAACACUCCAGCUAACCAAAGACUUAAUAAAAUACUACAAAGUAGUAGUAGUACACCCCGAAGCAAUUCAACUCCAAAUUCAAUACACAAAAAAGUGGCGCGACCACUUUUCUCAACCAAAUUAACUGAUAGCAUAUCUAGUGAUUAUAAUUCUGCAACAAACACACCAUUCUUGCCAUCGACUGUCACUAAAACUCCAGUCUCUAGUCAAAAAUUUAAACCAAAAACAUCUACAACUCUAAAUGCUUGCUACACACCCUCUUCUCUUUAUAGAUCCACAAAAAGUACACCACGAAGUGCCUUAAUCACACCUCGAGGUGUUACAAAUCAUGUUACAAACAACACCCCAGAAUGUUCUUCGAAAAUAUCAAAUUCUUUUCGACGAUCAGAAAAUUCAACUAUGGAAGAUUCUGGAGUAAUGUCCAAGUCCGUCAAAGAUAUCGAAAUAAGUAAUCUAACAGUAGCUGUUCGAGUCAGACCACUAAAUGCCCAAGAAUGCACAAAUCCCGGUGUAACAAAUAUUGUCCAAGUAGUCGGCAACGAAGUCACUGUCUAUACUGGAACAACUGCAGACAAUUCUGCCGGGGUGAGUCAUUGCUUUCAAUACGAUCAAGCAUUCUACUCAUGCAACAUGGACAAUAGCAACUAUGCCAAUCAAGAAACCGUCUUCAAUGGCACAGGAAUGGGACUUAUUGAUCGAGCAUUUGAGGGGUACAACACUUGCCUCUUUGCUUACGGACAGACUGGCUCUGGCAAGAGUUACAGCAUGAUGGGCAUAGAAGUCGAUGAUAGUGAUGAUAUAUCGACUAACACGGAAGCCGGCAUCAUUCCUCGAUUCUGUCAUGAGCUAUUUCGGAGAAUUGAAAGUUCUAAAGACAAACUUCAAGCCGAAAUCGAAGUUAGUUACUUUGAGAUCUAUAAUGAAAAAAUUCAUGAUCUUCUGUGUGUUUCUGAUCACAGUGAAUCACACAGCAGUGGUUCACAUAGAAACGCUCUCAAAGUUCGAGAGCACCCAGUUUGGGGUCCUUAUGUUGUCGAUUUAAGUAUUCAUCCGGUGGAGUCUUAUUCUGCCCUUCGCAAUUGGUUGGCAGUGGGAAAUAGUCAACGUGCUACUGCAGCAACUGGCAUGAAUGAUAAGAGUUCUAGAUCUCAUUCUAUAUUCAAUAUUGUUUUGAAUUUAUCUGAAAUUGAUUCGACGACGGCUACAGAGGGUGAUGGAAAGGUUAAACAGACACGAAGAAGCAAGAUAAGUCUAGUCGAUUUGGCUGGAAGUGAGAGGAUUACUCAUACGGCGGGUUCGAAUGGUGAUCGAGUGCGGGAAGGAGUUAGUAUCAAUAAGAGUUUGUUGACCCUGGGAAAAGUGAUUUCUAAACUGGCUGAGUCGAAGAGACAAUCGAAUUUUGUACCAUAUCGAGAAAGUGUGCUGACUUGGUUGUUGAGGGAGAGCCUCGGAGGAAAUUCUAAAACUUUGAUGUUAGCGACUAUAUCACCUGCCAGUAUACAUAUAGAUGAAACUCUUGCCACAUUGCGCUAUGCCUGCCAAGCUCGUACAAUAAUCAACCGUGUCAAAGUCAAUGAAGACCCACAUGAUAAGAUUAUCAGGGAACUGCGUGCUGAAGUUGAGAGAUUACAGGCUCUUCGUCAGGAUUACGAACGUCAAAAGCGACAUUCGGCAUCAAACAAUGCCCCAGCUCGAAAGAUAAUAAUAGAAACUUCAGUGGAUGAGAGUGAAGUAGAAGCCUUACGACAACAAUUAGCUGACACAGAGAAACAACUAAACAGAGCUCAGAAAUCAUGGAUGGAGCGUUUAAAAGAAGCUGAAGAUCAACGAAAAUCAGAAGUUCGUUUAUUAAAAAGAAAAGGUUUAGCUAUGGAAUUAUCUGCAGAGCAGAAACAAGCUUGUUUGGUUAAUUUGGCUGCUGAUCCAAUAUUAUCGGGUACCUUAUUCUACAUCUUGCCACCUGGAACAGUUAAAAUUGGCCGAACAAGAACUUCCAUAUAUUGUAGUCAACCAGACAUCGUAUUAGAUGGACCACUUGUUGGCUAUCAUCAUUGCACAAUCGAGAAUAAAACUGGUAAACUUUACAUUACUCCGGACAAUGAAGAGUUUGAAACAUAUUUAAAUGGAGAAUUAGUGACUGGAUCGGUUCAAAUGUUUCACGGUGAUCGUUUAGUCAUUGGUGGAUCUCACUACUUUCGAAUAUCAAAUCCCUUCUGUUCGAAACGAAGAAGUAAAAAUUUGGUAGUGGACUUCCAAUUGGCACAUCAAGAAAUUCUACAAAAGCAAGAACAACAACUACGACGUGAGCUAGAUGAAGAAAAACGUGCUGCCUUGUCACAAAUUGAACUAGAACGCGUCGCCAAUGAACGCAAUUAUAAAGAACGUAUGGAAAUGUUAGAACUUGAACAGUUCAAAUUCAAAUGUAACAAAGAAUUACUUGAGACUGAGAAAAAAGCAUUGAAAGAAGAAGCCGACGACCAGUUUGUGUACACACCAUCAUAUAAGUCAACUUUGCUCGAUGACAUUAAUCGUAUUAUGCAGAAUCCCAGUGAGGAAAGUCUACAUAAGACUCAGCUUAUGGUUAAAGAAGCUACCCAACGAUGCCGUCAACUGGGCCUCCAGCUGGACUUCAAGCAAUCGCAGAUACUAGAUGAAUUUGGAUUUUUCCAUGCGGUUGUGCUUAUCAUUGACCGGGAGAAGAAACAAAAGGCUGAAUGGCCCACAGCACGUUUGGAUGUUUGGCUGAACAUGCUGCGGGACAAUGAAGUCGAUCGAAAUGAUGUCUUCAAGUGUGUGGACAUUGAAUGGAAAUCUUUAGAAGACAAUAUGGAUGAUACUUUGAGUGAUUCAUUGAAUUCGAGUCGCAUAUCUCUCAAUUUGAGUCUUGUUAAAGAGGUGAUGCUGAAGCAACCUUAUCAAAAGUUUCAAAAUAUAUUUUCCUCCUCGAAUAGUAGUAACAAAAAAGAGAACCUUGGUAAAUCUGCUGUUUUAAAUUGUUCAUUACGCAAUACAAAAAAGAUGUUAACAUAUGAUGAACAAGAUUGUAGUACACCUGUAGAUGAGGAAAAGCCAUCUCUAUCUCCUGGAUUGGAUUUCAAUGCAUCUGCUAAUGUUCAAGUUCGAGAUAUUCAUCGAUCAAUAAUGAAGCUUAAGAAACUUUGUGAUCGUUUUAGUUCUGACGAAAACAAUUCUGAGAAUAUAUCAAAAGUUGCAACUGUUGAACAAGUUCGUAAAUCGAUAGAACAACUGGAAGGUAUUUUGCAUGGUUUAAAAAUAACGCUUAGCGAGAGUGUCUAUAAAGAAAUUUCACCAACAAAGACACCGAAAUCUGUAAGAUUUUUAAUAGAUUGAAACUUAAAUUUAACUUAUGUAAGAAAAUACAUAAUAUGGCUUGUACUUAUAAAUGUAUAAUCCUAACUUAAUGUUCUCUUUUCCUUUUAUUUUAUAUCUUUGUAAGUUAUGUUUAGUUAAUAUAAAUUCAAUUUUAUUGCGAUGUUA